Messenger RNA from Cyclocybe aegerita, 819 nucleotides. NCBI's taxonomy places the organism in Eukaryota, Fungi, Basidiomycota, Agaricomycetes, Agaricales, Hemipholiotaceae. The record is from the annotation of a GenBank genome assembly.
AUGUACAAGACUAACAUCGGGAUGAUGCCCCAACUUGACUUGACUAGAGACGGUCUCGCAAGCGGUUCCUUUCUUAAGAACCUCAACUCGGGGGAUGUCCCGCGCACUGCACAGAGUGCUAAGUCUCCCUACAGCGCUAAUGCGCUUCCUCCGGGAACACCGUCAUCAGCGGUCAGCAGAAGUCCUGCGGCGUCCUCCUCCUGUUCUCUCUCCUCCGGCAAUUCUUUUACGGGAAUAGAUUCUAAUAGCAAGUCGACUCGUAUGCGCGAUUUCUUCUCCAGAAGCAAAGAGAGCCUUACUUCUAGGUCCACGAAAGACGUGCAAGACGACGGAGAGUCUUUCUUUGACGAUAUAUUCGAUAGAAAGGCCGCGUUUCAGAAGCCGUUUGCAAAACCAGCAAGCUCAUCUUCUAACCUACUUCUCUCGCCUAGUCCUCCUCCAAAGCGGACUAAUUUAUCCUCGUCUCACAAUAUGGAGGAAGAAAACUGGGAUGAGGAAUCCGAUGAACCAUUCCCAGAAGGCCAAACAAUCCUGUUCACGUUCAGUGACGGUCUCUUGGAUAGAUUCAGGGGGAGUGCCACUAUAGAGCAUUGCCGUCAAAAGCACCCUCAAGAUGCUUCUUCGGAGGGAGGUUUCGAUGUGUGUCACACAAGCAUCCGUUCUGUGGAAUCCUUGAGGUCCCUCUCGACUCCCUCGACCCCAGUCAACACACCCAUGAAAGAUAAAUCGAGUACUCGAGAUGGAAUCAAGGAGGCCGUCCGAAAAUUCAAUAUGAAGAAACCUAAACACGAUCCCGACGCGUCUUUCCUGAAGAUGUAA